AUGCUGGACGAAUUCGACGGCCUAUACGGACCCAUCAUCGGCUCCUCUGAGACACCUUCUAAUCACCAGGCUGUGGAAACAGAUGCUGUCCGCCUGGGACGAACGAACCGUCUCCGCAAGGAAUAUGACGAGCUGCGGACCGAUUUGGUCGAGGAGCUGGGUGCAGUGGAACUGCGGAUGACGCAGCCGGCGGCACGGGCGAAGGAAUCUCUGGCGCCGAUGAAGAAGACUAUUAAGAAGCGGAAUAAUAAGAAGACCGACUUUGAGAUCUCCCAGGGUCGUGUGGACAGUCUGCUGAAGAAGCCGAAGCGUUCGGAGCGAGAGAAUGUCAAUCUGGCCAAAGCUGAAGCGGAAUUGGCUACGGCGAAAGAGGUUUGUAUUACUGGCCUUAUUGUGGAGUUCUCUUCUAAUGGUGAACAGAUCUAUCAAGCUGCCGAUGCCGAUUUACGGGACCGACUUCCUACAUUGGUGGCAUUGAUCUUUUCUUUGACGCCCUAUAUCCUCGAGGCGCAGGUGGAAAUCCAGAAUCGCAUGUUGGCGCACUAUUAUACGGUUCUACACACCUUCUGCGACGAGGAGGGAUUCCCUUCUCCCCCACCAGACAUGGAACAAAUCGUCUACGAUUUCGAAUUCGCCUUCAACCCGGUGCGAAGCGAGAUCGAAGACUUUGGCUGUCUCGACCAAGGCAAAGCCCUGCGUCGUGCCGCUGAAGCCCAAGAGAAUAAAAAGCGACCCUCGAUCGGUGAAAAACGACCUUCUAUCGGUGGGCGCACCGCCAGCAACGCCUCAUCCAUUUCCCUCCCCAGCUCCCUUCGCCGGGGCUCACAAACCCCUGCAUCCAACCAGACGCCCAUCUCAUGUGUACCUGAAUACCCGCCUUCGCCACCCCUGUCUGUGGCCAGUAAACAGGCCAUUCCCGUGGGCAACGCGGGGAUUUCCCCACCAGCCUCCACUGGUGGAGACUAUUUCACUCCAAUGAUAUCCCCUGCCCCUGCCGCUGCUCCUGCUGGGGUGAUGUCUUUCUCCCCCGCGGGGCCCAAGAUCGACCAUUUCCAAUCCACUGCUUCCCCUCGGGGUACGCCGUUUGACGUUGCUGCCGCUGGUAAGAAGAAGCCCCCACCUCCACCGGUGCGGGCCGUCUUUGUCACUGCCCUGUAUGACUUUGAUGGCCAGGGGACGGGGGAUCUGGUCUUCCGUGAGGGAGAUCGGAUUCGUGUGGUGCAGAAGACGGAUAGUACAGAUGACUGGUGGCAGGGCGAGUUGCGGGGGGUUAAGGGGCCUUUCCCUGCUAAUUAUGUGGAGUGA
Penicillium salamii is the source of this 1305-nucleotide messenger RNA. The record is from the annotation of a GenBank genome assembly. NCBI's taxonomy places the organism in Eukaryota, Fungi, Ascomycota, Eurotiomycetes, Eurotiales, Aspergillaceae.